AUGGACACGCUCUACUGCACGAUUGACACUUCGCGAAUAGAAGAUGAGAAURCCAGGCCCUCGGCUGGGCUGGUCAGAGCGACAGUGGAGAACGAAGUGCGCGCCGAACUGGAUAAUCCCACUUGGCGAUGUAGGGCCGUGACGAAAGACCCAAAGAACCCCCACCGCAUCAGGAUUAGCUGCAGGGACGAAAGCGAACAUGAGGCUGUGAAACGAAUCGCAGAGACAAAACUAGCCCGAGGGACUCGUGUCCUAGGAGAUGACCUCUACCCGAUCAAGGUGGACAAUGUCAGUCGCACCGCGGUGCUGAACGAGAUAAACGAAAUUCGGACAGAAGCCGCCGAGACUCUUGGCCGAGAGAACGACACCGAGGUUGCAAAGAUAGCAUGGCUCAGCAAGAGAGAUAUUCCCAAAGCGUAUGGCUCGAUGGUCGUAUACCUCAAGAAGCGUUCGGAAGCUAGACGAUUCAUCGGCGAAGGAUUCUUCGUGGCUGGAGGAGAGGCUGGCACUGCAAGAGUAUUACGAGCCACAAAGCUUGCCAGUGCGACCGACCGCAAGUCUGCGUCAGGUGUGCGCGAGAAGGUCACCAUCAUAGCAGAUGCGCGGAAGCGGUCCCGAGAUGCGUCCCAUGCGGCGGCCCUCAUGAGUCAAACAGCAGAAAUUGUCAGAAACUAUAUCCAUCACAGCAUGAAUAACGGAUUCCGAUUGUUUCAACUGAAUGUAAGAAAGCAAGGGCCGGUACACGAGAGCCUGAUGAACGACAAGAAUAUUCAGGAUGCGACGGUAGUGGCCAUCCAAGAACCCCAAGCACGACGGAUGCAAGGAAAGCUAUUGACGGUGCCGAUGGGGCAUCACGGAUGGGUCAAGAUGGUGCCGACAGCGGAGAGAGAAGGUAGAUGGGUGAUCCAGAGUAUGCUUUGGGUGAACAAAGAGGUGGAAGCGGAACAGGUGUCAGUAGAGUCCCCAGAUGUGACGGCAGCGGUUAUUCAGCUGCCGGAGCGUCUGGUCUUCACGGCGUCUGUCUACGUCCCGGAUGGAGAUGCCGAAGCUCUACAGGGCAUAUGCAGUAAGCUUGGUAGGGCCAUCACGGAAGUGAGGCGAAGAUCAGGGAGAGUGGUGGAUGUGGUGAUUGCUGGCGACUUCAAUCGACACGACCAGAUGUGGGGAGGAGACGAUAUAGCGGCGGCAAGACAAGGCGAGGCAGAUCCGAUCAUCGAUUCGAUGAACAAUUUCAUGCUUCGGGGCCUUCUCCGGUGGGGCACAAAGACAUGGCAAAGCGGAGACUACGAAACAACGAUUGACUUGAUCCUUGCUUCCGAGGAGCUUCCAAAUGCGGAUAUCAAAUGUGGGAUACAUGGUACGGAGCACGGAUCAGAUCAUCGCACGAUAAAGACGGUGUUCGACAUCUCAGUUCCGGCGCCGAAGUAG
Fusarium mangiferae is the source of this 1428-nucleotide messenger RNA. RefSeq lists its product as uncharacterized. The record is from RefSeq and is a predicted model, not a curated record. Gene Ontology annotation, molecular function: catalytic activity. The transcript has 2 exons. Bases 1 to 1428 code for a protein of 475 amino acids. NCBI's taxonomy places the organism in Eukaryota, Fungi, Ascomycota, Sordariomycetes, Hypocreales, Nectriaceae.